CAAACCCGAAAUAUCUGUCAGUAAUGAGUUAGAAGAGCAGACACAUGGGCUUGAGGGGCUUACAGUUGAUUUGCUGACCCUUUUUCUUCCCCCAGAAGCACCCAGAAGAGCUGUUACUUUGAAGACUAUUAUUUCGUUACAUCUGCCUUGAAUCUGGACACAUUACACAUUUUGACAGAAAAGCUGUUGGAGUGUUUUGUUCUGUCAAAACCACAGGAGAUAUCAUCACUGUUUGUGUCAGACUGGGGCCAUGUCGGCUGACAGACUGAGCAGCGUGUCAGAGGAGGUGAAGCCAGAGAGCGUGUCGCUGCGUCCCCUGGGCACGGCAGCUGCCCCUGAGCAGGAGUUGCUGUGUAUCUUUGGGACGGGGGACUUUGGGCGCUCUCUGGGCCAGCGUCUGCUCCAGUCUGGCUACAGGGUGGUGUACGGCAGCCGCAGACCUCACAGCUGUGGCCCCUUGCCUCAGGGAACUCAGGCGAUGAGCCACGAGGCAGCAGCCCAGUCAGCCAGUCUGGUCUUUAUGUGUAUUCACAGAGAACACUAUGACUUCCUGGAGACAACACUUGCACCUCAACUCAAGGGGAAGGUGGUGGUGGACGUCAGCAACAACCUCAAGAAGAAUCUAUACCCAGAGGCCAAUGCUGAGUAUCUGCAGAGGCUGAUCCCCGGAGCUCAUGUGGUGAAGGCUUUUAACACCUUGUCUGCCUGGGCCCUGCAGAAUGGACCCUCAGAUGCCAAUAGACAGGUGUAUCUGUGUGGAAACGAUGCAGAGGCAAAGCAGGCUGUAGCAGAGGUUGCCACCAAACUGGGCUUCACUGCUCUGGAUAAAGGGUCUCUGUCAGCAGCCGGAGAGCUGGAGGACUUCCCCCUGCAGCUCUUCCCAGAGUGGAGGCUGCCGCUACGCGUGGCCGUCGGCCUCACCGCCUUCUUCUUCUUCUAUGUGGUCAUCAGAGAUGUCGUCUUUGCAUAUGUUGUCCAGGGGAAAGACAUCUCCUUCAGAAUCAUGGUGUCCCUGGCCAACAAGGUGUUUCCAAUUGUGUCUCUCAUCAUGUUGUCUCUGUGUUACCUGCCUGGUGUCAUAGCUGCCUUCCUUCAGCUCUACAGAGGCACCAAGUACAGGCGUUUUGCUCACUGGUUGGAUCGCUGGAUGCUGUGCAGGAAACAGCUGGGACUGGUAGCACUUGGCUUUGCUUUUCUACACGUGCUCUACACUCUCGUCAUCCCCAUAAGAUAUUAUGUAAGAUUCAAAAUAGCUGCAAAUACCAUCUCACAGAUCAGGGAGAACCGAACAUCAGUGUUUGACAAUACCUCUGCCUGGCGUACUGACUCUUACUACUCUAUCGGAAUGCUGGGAUUUGGCCUGUACCUCCUGUUGGGAAUAACCUCUCUCCCCUCUGUCAGCAACGCUCUCAGCUGGAGGGAGUUCAACUUCAUACAGUCCAAGCUGGGAUACCUGACAGUGUUCUUCUGUACCUUCCACACCUACCUGUAUGGCUGGGAUAAGUUCCUUCGUAUCUCUUCCUACAAAUGGUACACUCCUCCGGCCCACAUGCUCUCUCUGGUGCUGCCCUCCGUGUUGAUUGUGCUCAAGCUGCUGCUCCUCCUGCCCUGCGUGGACCGCAGCCUCACCCGCAUUCGACAGGGCUGGGAGAGGACUGAUGCAGAGGAUGGCAGUGAGAAAGCACUGCUAACAUAGAGACAAUUACAGACACAAAAACAAUGGUAUGCACAGGAAAGCGCAGACACAAAGAUACGCUUGCCUUCCAAGAUCAUCAGGUAACCCCGACUCAUUGUUUCGGAAGUCACUGAGUCAUCCGAGACUGUAAAAUUGCACGAUGUUCUUCAACUGAUUGAAACUCCUUUCAGUGUCUCAUUGUGUAAUCAUCUUGUAAAUGUUCCAUUUUGUAAGCACAAUAUAUGACACAAUGCCACUGUGUAGGCUUUCAGUUAUACAAAUACCUUGGAACCACAUAGAGUAUCACAGACACAUGCAUUAAAGCAGACGCACAGCAUUUUAACUCUAUAAUUUCAUUAUACCCAUGUACAUCCAGUAUUGUUACAGACUCUAACUCAGAGACAGGCGACUUUGUUGUAUUUCCCUUAUCAGUUUGACUUUUUAUACUUUUAUACUCUUUUACACCUCAGAGUUUCUCAUCAACCUUUAUCUACAGGGUUUGCAAAGUCUGAGACUGUGAGCCUCCCCUCAGACAAAGCUUGGAAAAAGGCACCCUGCUCAACAAUUGAGCCAAGAUAACUUAAUAUUGACAUAACUCAGACUACACCAAAUACAUAAAAAAGGUCUGUCUUAAGACAUUAAUUAACAAUUAACAAUUAAUUAUCAAUAAAAAUCCCCCAAACUACUGUGAUCUUCUUUUGAUAACUAUUGUAAUAUUGUUUCACUUCCAUUCAUUGAGCCUCCCCUGAAACAGUUUGGAGCCCCCGAGGCUCGCCUCACACUUUGAAAACCUCUGAUCUACAGUGUAUGGCGGCUUAUGUUUAUUGGAUUUACAUUGAAUCUUUUUCUGUAAAUCUAGAUUUUUGGAUCUUUUGUUGUUCUUCCUUAUUAAUUUUGCUAUAUGCCAAGUUCAACCACUGUUCAAUAAACUAACAGCAUAGCCUUGA
This is a messenger RNA of Sebastes umbrosus (honeycomb rockfish), 2622 nucleotides long. RefSeq names its product metalloreductase STEAP4-like. Gene Ontology annotation, cellular component: plasma membrane; endosome. Gene Ontology annotation, molecular function: ferric-chelate reductase (NADPH) activity; cupric reductase (NADH) activity. Bases 251 to 1696 code for a protein of 481 amino acids. The record is from RefSeq and is a predicted model, not a curated record. Gene Ontology annotation, biological process: copper ion import. Lineage: Eukaryota; Metazoa; Chordata; Actinopteri; Perciformes; Sebastidae. The transcript has 10 exons.